This is a messenger RNA of Triplophysa dalaica, 1379 nucleotides long. RefSeq lists its product as uncharacterized. The record is from RefSeq and is a predicted model, not a curated record. The transcript has a single exon. The coding region runs from base 408 to 1379 and encodes 323 amino acids. NCBI's taxonomy places the organism in Eukaryota, Metazoa, Chordata, Actinopteri, Cypriniformes, Nemacheilidae.
UUCAGCGCGGUCUGUGGGGAGAGAGAGCGUCAGGAGAAAGACGGUGAGUAGGCAGAUCAACGCUUUAGUGAAAACACCUGCUUAUCGUUCUAGUAAUUGGCGAGGAGACGCUUUAAAACCCCAAGACGGACCGGGAGGAAGGGAGAGAGAGCGGCUGGGGAAACGAGCGUGCCAGAGACGAGAGACGUCGCGUCCGAGGAGAUCGGGCAGAAAGAAUCUUACGAUCAGGAGAGAUCGAGUUUGAACUUUUAUUUUGAAACCGGAAGUGUGAAACCCGGAACUAUUGUGUCAAUAAAGACUUACCUCGUUUUCCCAGCCAAGCCGACCCUGACUCCUUUCUUCCAUACUAUCGAACUUGUUACAGUGGUGCCGAAACCCGGGAAGAAAGGAGUGAGCCGCCGCCAGCCAUGCAGACUCCGCCGGGAUCGCCAUUUGCGGAGGUUAUCGCCUCCCUCGCUGGUCUCCAUCAGCAACACCACCAGGCCCUGUUGGGUCUGAGGGAAGAUCAGGAGAGGAGGUUCCAGGCCCUCGUCCAGACCCAACAGGAGGACCGCGAGGCGUUCCGGAGCUGGGCGAGCCAGGAGAGGGGACCGAGCGAAACAUCGACCGCAUCCCCCACCAUCCCGCUGCACAAAAUGGGGCCCCACGACGAGCCGGAAGCCUUCCUGGAGCUCUUCGAGAGGUCCGCGGAGUUAUCCGGGUGGCAGCCAGAUGCCUGGGCGGCCCGCCUGAUCCCCCUAUUGUCAGGCGAAGCCCAGUUGGCCGCCCAGCAGCUGCCAGUAGCUAACUUGUUACAAUACGCGGACCUCAAGAGGGCCAUCCUGGAGCGAGUGGGACUUAGUCCGGAGCAGCAUCGGCAGCGUUUUCGGUCGCUGGAACUCGGGGAUCGCGGUCAACCCUUCGCCUUCGCACACCAGCUCCGGGACGCAUGCCACAGAUGGCUGAUGGCCGGCGCCAACACCACCGACGACCUCGUCGAGAAGGUGACACUGGAGCAGUUUGUGGGACGGCUACCCAGGAAGACCGCCCAGUGGGUCCAGUGCCACCGACCGUCGACGCUGGCGCAGGCCAUCCAGUUGGCGGAGGACCAGUUGGUGGCGUGCCCUCGGGUCGGCGGACCCCUGAUGUCUUCAUCUCUCUCUCCCCGUGACCUCGCCACCCCUUCCUUCCAGACCGGUGCCCUUCCCCCGGACCCGGGGAACUUUUCCUCCACGGCCAGCCCCACGGACCCGGAGGUUUUCGGAGCCGGGACCCACAGGAGCCGCCAGGUCGUCGGAUGGAGCAGGGAGCUGGCUGAAUCAAGGCUCCAAUUUCUCCUCUCACCCGUCAACCUCCCAAGCCUCUCCUCGCCAAUUCGGGGGUCUGCCUCCUGCCGCUAG